AUGGCUAAUACCUCGCUCAUCAGUGCUGUCGCGAAGAUUCCCAUAGACAUGAGAAUAAUUGAAGGCAACUCUGAUCAAGUGUGGGGUUUAGCAGCUCAGCAGCCCUUGCUUGGAGGGAUCGACCCUGGCGACCGUUCUCCGCCGCUCUCCACCGCUCAGUUUAUCGGGCUUAAGGGUCUCAAGUGA
Messenger RNA from Colletotrichum lupini, 186 nucleotides. RefSeq lists its product as uncharacterized. The coding region runs from base 1 to 186 and encodes 61 amino acids. The transcript is spliced from 5 exons. NCBI's taxonomy places the organism in Eukaryota, Fungi, Ascomycota, Sordariomycetes, Glomerellales, Glomerellaceae. The record is from RefSeq and is a predicted model, not a curated record.